CAAAAAAUCAAAGUUUGAUUACAAAAAUUCCAACUAAUUCCAGAAAAUUUAAGUUAGUCCAAAUUCCUAUACCAAAAAUCCUUAUUAAUUCGAAAAACUCAAAAUUAAUUCCAGAAAAUUAAAAUUACAUCUAAAAUGUCUAAAUCACCUUACGAUAAAUCCAAAUCAAAUAAAAAAUGCAAAUUACAUCUAAAAAGUCUAAAUUACGUUACAAUAAAUCCAAAUCAAAUACUAAUUUAACACCACUAAUUGCCAGAUGAGUAGGUGUCAGGAUUACUUGCACAAUUAUCAAAUACUAAUUAGCUUGAAAACUCUGCACCAAUAAUCCAUAAAUAGUGUCAAUUUUCAUUAGGGAAAACUGGAUCGGUUAAUGACCUGAUGAAGGUGAUGAUUAAAGUUGAUUACCAGCUGCCUCUAAAAUGGACCUAGCAUACUAGCAUAGUAUGCAAUAGCAUUAGUCCCCCCAAAUUGCUGGAAGAACAUUAAUCCCACACCAACCUGGGAAAUCAAAUAUACACAGAUCAGAACAGAAUUGGGCUGCGAAGUAAUCCCGAGUACUCCUAUAUCAAAUCGAAUGAGAGUUUUAAAGAACAUGGAUUUCAAUGCUUACAAUGAGAGCAUGAGCAUAUUUGAGACAGCAAUCAUGCUCAUUCACAGAAUAGCCUAUGAGGCACAGCACUCAUAAUAAAAACUCAGCAUUGUCCCGAUUACCAAUGUAUAGCCUUGUGAUAGGGUUUAUCAUAAUAAAAUCUCAGCAGAAGGGAAUGAUAUAUCCCUAACCAUAAUACAUAUAAAAUCAACUCAUGCAUGCUGUCAAAAGUACUAAUACUUCUCACCAACAAUGCCUUAAAGGAAUGCAACCGUUACAAACAGACAUUAAUGAAAAGUAGAAGAAAACAAAGAAAGCUGAAAGCUUCUCACACUGAAAAUACCCUUCCAUUUACUCCUAAAUCCAUCCAAUCCCAUGUGUGCCACAACACGGAAAUAUGCUCCAGAAAGCAAUACAAAAGAACUGCAAGGUUUCCUCCAAACACACCUCUCGGUCUGGUUCAGGAAACAACACAUAGCACAAUCUUGACAUCCCACCAACAAUGCCACCAUAAUUCUGUAACUUUGAUUCCAUAUCCUCCAACCUAAGCUAUGUAGCCAUGUACCUAUGCCUAUCUGUUCACAAGUACUCUACCCUACUAAAGAACUCCAAAAAUGGUUUGUUGAAGGGAACAUCUUAACAGUAAAUGCAACCAAUAUAGCAAUUCACUCCACGAUCAAUUCUCCAGUUCCACCACAUCACAUCGAGUCUUUGCCACGAACCCCAAUUCUGAUCAUGACUUAUGUACAACACAACACUGCUAAGCCAUUAAGAAAAAGAAUUGACCAAAGCCAGCAAUUAAUAAGACCUCUGAAAUGGCAAGCAAAAGCUAGCACUAAGAAAUAGUAGGAGCAGGUCCUGAUCAGAUGAGUAUCAUUACUGCCAUUUUGACCUUGAGUUUGUGAUUGAAGCAGGAGAAGGACGCUAAGACAGGAAAAGUGAGAUGAACCAGUCGAACCUGGGUUUGGGGAGCAGAGAAGCUGGGUGUGCGGAAUCCGAUUCAGAGGUGGGUCUAUUUUCCCUCCUCACCCAUCAAUCUCCUGCGGAUGUGCGACACGUCGUGCGAGUUCAGCUGCGCCGGGGAGCGAGAACGAGGAAGGGAAGCUGCUGCGGCGGGAGGCAGGGGAGGGCGGCGGCGGAGGGCGAACCCGAGUGCUGGACCAGCGCAGAGGAUGAAGGAGAUGCGGCGGCAGGUGCUGGGUCGAUGAUGGAGAUGAUAGCGGAAAGAAGAGAUGGGGCCGAAAUGGGUUGGGGUAAUUAGGGAUUUAAGUGCUCCACUCGCCGGCUGGAACUUCGUCGGGUGGAACUCGAUUCGGCGGCUAGACCUUCGACAGGUGGAACGAUUCGUCAAUGCUGCUUGAUGUUCGCCGGAUGGAGGGGGAGAGUGAGGCUGGACCGUUUCUGGACCGUUUCGUCGCUACUGCUUGAUGUACGCCGGCUGGAGGAGAGAGAGAGAGAGGCUGGAUGACGGAACGAUUCGUCGCUGCUGCUUGUCUUCGCCGGCUGCUAGUGGUCUGGGGGUAGAGGAAAUGAAGAUGAGAGGUGGGGGCUGCUGGAGGGAUAGGGAGACAAUGGCGGCCGCUCGUGGUAUGAGAGAGAGGGAGAUGAUGAAAGUUGAAACUCGUGGUCUAGGAACUAAGAUUUCAAUGGCAAGGAGCGGAGCAAAACCCAAAAAGUUGGGGCUGGGGGAUUUCGAACGAUGGACCUCAUUUAUGAUCAGUGCCAAAUUUCCGGGAAAAAAUCUAAAAGUACUAC
Messenger RNA from Linum trigynum, 2344 nucleotides. NCBI's taxonomy places the organism in Eukaryota, Viridiplantae, Streptophyta, Magnoliopsida, Malpighiales, Linaceae. The record is from the annotation of a GenBank genome assembly.